Camarhynchus parvulus is the source of this 4012-nucleotide messenger RNA. RefSeq names its product ERCC excision repair 5, endonuclease (gene ERCC5). Bases 328 to 3909 code for a protein of 1193 amino acids. NCBI's taxonomy places the organism in Eukaryota, Metazoa, Chordata, Aves, Passeriformes, Thraupidae. The transcript is spliced from 15 exons. Gene Ontology annotation, cellular component: nucleus. Gene Ontology annotation, biological process: nucleotide-excision repair. Gene Ontology annotation, molecular function: single-stranded DNA binding; DNA endonuclease activity. The record is from RefSeq and is a predicted model, not a curated record.
CCCGGGGCUGCGCCGGGCGGGGCCUGUGCUCGGGGCGGGCGGAGGCCGCGGAUGGUGGGGCCUGCGUGCCUUCCUUCCGCGUCCCUUCCUUCCUCGUCCCUGCGCCGGGAUCCGCUCCCCGCCGCAGGUCAGGGAUCGCGACCCCCGGCUGUCCCUGACCAUGUCCCUGCUCCUGUCCCUGCCCCUGCCGCUGUCCCUGACUAUCCCGGUCCAAGCGGCUGCCUCAUUAUUUCCGUUUGACUUAAUAAAGCAGUCGCGGGCCGCAUAAUCUUUGGGUUAUUCCUUUGUGCCUCAUAGAUUUUCUCUCAAAGCAGCUAAGGAAGGACAAUGGGAGUUCAAGGACUUUGGAAGCUGCUUGAAUGCACCGGGAGACCCAUAAACCCAGAAACGCUGGAAGGGAAAAUUCUUGCUGUUGAUAUCAGUAUUUGGUUGAACCAAGCAAUAAAGGGAGCCAGAGAUCGUGGUGGCAUUUCUGUACGGAAUGCUCACCUGCUCACUCUGUUUCAUCGGCUCUGCAAGUUACUGUUUUUCCGGAUUCGACCCGUCUUUGUUUUUGAUGGAGAAGCGCCUCUUCUGAAGAGACAAACCUUGGCCAAGCGAAGACAAAGAAAGGAAAUUGCUAUCAAUGAUUCCAGGAAAACUACAGAGAAACUCUUGAAAACACUUUUGAAGAGACAUGUUAUCAAAACUGCUAUUACAGGCAAAAGCAAUGAAGCUUUGCCCAGUAUUACACAAGUUCGAAGACAAGGAAUUGAUGAUAUGUAUGUAUUGCCUACUUUAGAGGAUGAAGAGAAGCAUAGCUCAGAGGAGGAGGAAGAAAAGGAAUGGCAAAUGAGAAUGAGCCAAAAACAGAUGUUGCAAGAACAGUUAUGUGAAAAUCCUUAUUCUAUAGAUAUUGAAUCAGAAGAUUUCCACAAGCUUCCUCCAGAAAUAAAACAUGAGAUCUUGACUGAUAUUAAAGAACUUACAAAGCGAAGAAGAACGUUAUUUGAAGCAAUGCCAGAGGACUCCAAUGACUUUUCCCAGUACCAGCUUAGGGGUUUGCUUAAAAAAAGCAACCUCAAUCGGUGCAUAGAAAAUGUACAAAAAGAAAUGAAUCAACAGCACUCGGGUGAAAUCCAAACACAAUAUGAAAAUGAAGGUGGUUUUGUGAAAGAAGUGGAAUCAAGGAGGGUGGUCUCUGAAGAGACUUCUCACUAUAUUCUGAUAAAGGGUAUUCAAGCAAAAGAGGCUAUGAAUAGAGACUUGGAAACUACUGCAGGACCCUCAUCAAAAAUGCAUGAAUUGCCUAAAUUAAAUAAAAUCAAUGAAUCACCUGCUAAUGCAAAGCUGUCUGUAUCUGACAAGAAGCAGACAGAGGAAGAUGACAGUGUGGUGGCAGCACCCCCCUCUCCUCGGACUUUGCUUGCUAUCCAGGCAGCCAUGGUGGAAAGCAGCUCAGAAGAAGAACUGGACACAGGACAAUUGAGUGUGGACCAGUUUGUGUCAGAGGAAGGCAGCGUGUCUCCAAGAACACUGCGGGCAAUUCAGCAAGCUCUUAGUGAAGAUGAUAAAGGGGAGGAAGUUGUUACUGCUACAACUGGUGGAGUGCUGUCAGAAAGACCAGAAGGGAAGGAUUUUCUGCUUUGUAGCUCAGAUGAGGAAGAGCAGAUUCCUAAAGUUGAGGGAAAAAACAUUCCUAUAGCUACAAUUCAUUCAUCAAUCCAAGUGACUAUGCAAGAUGCUAAAUUUAAACAGAAGAGUCAGGAGUUGGAAAAAAGUGGUAUUACACCCAAAGACACUGUUAUAUUCAGAGAUGAAAAUUAUUCUGCUAUUGAAAAUACUAGAAAAGGCAAAGAAGAUGUAGACGAAGAAAAUGAUUUGGAAAAGCAUAUUGCACCCAAGGACACCAGUAUAUCCAGAGCUGAAACUUAUAUUGACAAUACUAUAAAGGACACAGAAGAUGUAGACAGGGAAGAAAAUGGUUCCAAAAAUCAUAUUUCACCAAAUGAUACCUGUAUAUCCAGAGCUGAAAAUUAUUCUUACAUUAACAACACUAGAAAAAAUAAAGAAGACUUGGACAAAGAAAAAAAUGGUUCCAAAAUGGACUUAAAGUCUCUGGGAGAGAAGGAUAUGAAUUUAUGUUUGCAGAAGCCAAGCUGUUCCCCUGAGCAAACCAAUAUAGAUGCUUUGAUUCACACUGAAACAACAGACCUUUCUAAAAAUGAGAAAAACUUGAAAGUUUCUGAAAAUACACAGGCAGUAAUUUCACAAACAGAGGAGAAUGUAUCUGAGGAUAUUAGACUUUUUCCAGAAGCAAGAGAUCCUGAGGUGGAAAGAGAAGGGAUAUCACAGUCUGAAGACAGUGAUUCUGAUGGAAGCUUUAUUGAAGUGGAUGCUGAGGUCAGUAAUGAGGCUGAGUCUCCUACUAAAUAUGAUGAAAAGGUGGGUGAUGAGCCAACACUUGCAGAAGUGGAGUCAGACAGACCUGAUGCUUUCACAGUGGACUUGCAGAAGGAAUCUGAUGAGGUGCAGUUGAGAAACACUCAGAAUAUUGAAGGAGAAGCUGAUGGUAAAGCUGCAGUGGAUGAGUGGCAAGAUAUCAGUUUGGAAGAACUAGAAGAAUUAGAAAAGAACCUUUCUGCUGAGCAAAUUACACUUCAGUCUCAAAAACAGCAGCAGGAACGUGUUGCUGCUUCUGUAACAGGACAGAUGUUCUUGGAAAGCCAGGAGCUCCUCCGUCUGUUUGGCAUUCCAUACAUCGAAGCUCCGAUGGAGGCCGAGGCACAGUGUGCCGUAUUGGACCUUACUGAUCAGACCUCUGGGACAAUCACUGAUGACAGUGAUGUUUGGUUGUUUGGUGCACGCCAUGUUUAUAAAAAUUUCUUCAGUCAGAACAAAUACGUAGAAUAUUAUCAGUAUGUUGAUUUUCAGAAUGAGCUAGGGUUGGAUAGAAACAAGCUAAUUAAUUUGGCAUACUUGCUUGGAAGUGACUACACUGAGGGCAUCCCAAAUGUUGGCUUUGUAACAGCGAUGGAGAUUUUAAAUGAAUUUCCUGGGCAUGGCUUGGAACCUCUCUUAAAAUUUGCUGAGUGGUGGAAUGAGGCUCAGAAGAAUAAGAAAGUGAUGCCUAAUCCACAUGACACCAAAGUCAAGAAGAAACUGCGGGAGCUACAGCUUUAUUCGGGUUUCCCAAAUCCAGCAGUGGCAGAAGCAUACCUGAAGCCUGUGGUGGAUGAGUCAAGGGGUUCAUUCAUCUGGGGAAAGCCUGAUGUAGAGCAGAUCAGAGAAUUCUGCAAGGAUCACUUUGGCUGGACUAGGACAAAGAUAGAUGGAAUCCUUUUGCCUGUGAUGAAACAACUGAACUUGCAGCAGACUCAGCUUCGAAUCGAUUCAUUCUUCAGAUUAGAACAGCAUGAAAAACAAGCUAUUAAAAGCCAGAGACUGCGCAGAGCUGUGACUUGUCUGAAGAGAAAGGGAAAGGAGGAAGCAGAUGAUGAAAUUCAGGAGGCCACUGCUGUCAUGGAGAUGGAACUUAAACAGCCUGGGAAAAGGAAAGGGGAAGGUACCACAGGCUGUGCAAAUCAAGCUGCAGCAACAAAAGUACAGAGUGGAAAGAGAAGAAAACAGUCAGAUUCCAGAAAAGAAUUUUUAUAUGGAGGUGGUUUUGUUGGAAAUCUGCAUCUUUCAGAAACUUCUAGUGACUCCUCAGUGGAGGAAUCCAAAGGCAGAGAUUUAGGCAAGAGCAAAAGGAGGAAAAACAUGUCUGCAACAGAGACAGCAGACCAUAAAGAGAAAAAAGGGUGCAGUAGCUCAAGUGGUGAGGAUGAAGAUCUGGGAAAUGUAGUCAUGGUGACUGCCAAACCUGUGUUUGAAGGCAGAAAAAAGAAAUUGCGGAGCAAGAGAGGAAUAAGAAAGAAAAUGUCUUAAAUAAAAGAAUUAUUUAAAAGGACUGAUUUUUCUGACUUGAGCUUUGUAAAUAUUCUAAUGAAUUCUUUUUAAAAAUAUAAUAAAUUAUCCUUAUUUGUACUGC